This is a messenger RNA of Gregarina niphandrodes, 3210 nucleotides long. Its product is annotated as putative ATP-dependent RNA helicase. Gene Ontology annotation, molecular function: ATP binding; RNA binding; RNA helicase activity. The transcript has a single exon. The coding region runs from base 1 to 3210 and encodes 1069 amino acids. Gene Ontology annotation, biological process: RNA catabolic process; maturation of 5.8S rRNA. Gene Ontology annotation, cellular component: nucleus. NCBI's taxonomy places the organism in Eukaryota, Apicomplexa, Conoidasida, Eugregarinorida, Gregarinidae. The record is from RefSeq and is a predicted model, not a curated record.
AUGGAGCAGCCUGUGUGGUCCGCUGAUGUGGUCAUUGAGAAGUUGGAUGGUGAGAAGAGCAAGUUGGAUGAGACCACGAAGAAUUGUGUGCACGAGAUUGUGCGUCCUGCGAGCUGGGAAGUAAAGGUGGUAGGUGAGUACGAGCCUGCACGCAAGUUUGCUUACCCCCUAGACCCGUUUCAGAAGACAGCCAUCGACUGCAUUGAGAUGAAUGAGUCGGUGUUGGUGGCGGCGCAUACGUCUGCUGGUAAGACGACGGUUGCGGAGUACGCGAUUGCGUUGGCACUGAAAAACAAAAGUCGCGUCAUCUACACAGCACCCAUUAAGGCUCUGAGUAACCAGAAGUUCCGGGAUCUACAAGAACAGUUUCAGGACGUAGGAUUGAUGACGGGCGACGUCACAUUGAACCCUAACGCCUCGGUCAUCAUCAUGACUACGGAGAUUCUACGUUCGAUUUUAUAUCGAGGGUCAGAAUUAGUGCGGGAAGUUAAAUGGGUAAUUUUCGACGAAAUCCACUACAUGCGGGAUCGCGAUCGUGGCGUCAUUUGGGAGGAGACCAUUGUACUACUACCCGACAGCGUACGGCAGGUUUUUCUAUCCGCGACGGUGCCCAACACACUUGAGUUUGCUGAGUGGAUUUGCCGCACAAAACACCAACCAUGCCACGUUGUGAGCACCAGUUUCCGACCCACGCCCCUGCAACAUUAUCUCUUCCCGGCUGGCGGUGAAGGGCUCAGUUUGGUUAUGAACGAGCACCGGCAGUAUCAAGAAGACAACUACAGACACGUGCUGCAACAACUCUCGAACGAUCGUGGUGCUAGUAGCUCACGGAACAAGAAAAGGCGCGUUGGUGGAGACGACCUGGAACGCAUCCUGCUCAUGUGCAACGAGAAGAACUUUACCCCCGUGAUUGUCUUUGCCUUCAGCAAAAAGGAGGUCGAGGAGAACGCGAGCGUCAUUUCUUCGCUCGACCUGACCACAGAACAAGAGAAACGAGACAUUCAAAAGAUCUACGACUCCGCCGUUUCCACCCUCAGCGAACAAGACAGAGACCUGCCGCAGGUGACUGGCAUCCUGCCUCAUCUCCUCAAGGGCAUCGGCAUCCACCACGGCGGCCUGUUGCCAAUGGUGAAAGAAGUAAUUGAGAUUCUCUUCCAAGAACUCCUCAUCAAGGUCCUUUUCUCCACGGAAACGUUCAGUAUGGGUAUCAACAUGCCGGCGAGAACCGUGGUCUUUACCGGCCUUCACAAGUUCGAUGGCCAAGAAAAGCGCAUGAUCAGUCCCGGCGAGUACAUCCAAAUGUCCGGACGCGCGGGACGUCGCGGCAUCGAUACCAAGGGGUACUCCAUUGUUAUCGUGCAGAGUCUGCCCGGCGGAGCGGACCAGGGCACUGCCAGCGGUGGGAGCGACGAGCUCCGACAACUCUUCACGGGCGAGGCCUUUCGGCUAGAUUCGAACUUCUAUAUGAAGUAUAAUACCAUCCUCAACCUAUUCCGCGUUGAGGGCGCCAGUCCUGAGUACAUGAUCAAGCGUUCCUUCCUGCAAUUCCAAACCAAGAGGAACACUAUCACUCUCGAAGAGGACCUCCGGAAGAUGCAGAACGAACUCGACGAAAAUUCGAUCGAUGCUUUAAUGCACAGGCUCUACCACUACCUCGGCAAGUCUGUUGCCUUAUUGGAUACAGCGUCAUUGGAUACAGCGUCAUUGGAUACAGCGUCGUUGGAAGUGUGUCGACGGCCGAUUCCGGAUUUAUCUACUGCGGAGUUCGCGUCAUUGUUGAAGUGCAGUUGCGCGGAUUCAAGUGCCUGGCGUCAGUUGCUGCCCGAGAAGCUGAGGGAGGAAGAUGACGACACCGUGGAAUGUGCCGUGGUAGACUACACGGACUAUUGCAAUGCAUGGCGGAAGCACCGGUUGGGUAUAGCGGCAGCAAUGCACGCGAGUUCGACAACUGUGUUGCAGUUUUUGACACGCGGUCGCGUGGUACGGAUAGUGGAGCGACAUGCGACGGACGCUCGGUUAGAUCGGCAGUGGGGGUACGGUGCAGUGGUGAAUAUUACGACGAAAAGGGUUCCACAUUCUCGUGAGCCGGAGCUAUUUCUGGACGUGGUAUUGCGGGUAGCGGAUAGUGCCACACGUGGCAGCGUGAUUACACUGAGCCAGAUGCAGCCUCAUCCGGCGGGUAACGUGGAACGCGUGAUCCUUUACGGCGCGCCUAAUCCCAUAGAUAAGACCAACCCGCAUUUCGAAACCUUCCGAGUUCCGCUCAAGGCGGUCGCGGACAUCACUAAACUACGCCUCAAACUCGACGAGUCCUCAGAAAAACAAAGUGAAGAGUUCCGUCUGCGCGUCGGCAUGAAGCUCCUGGGCUUGUUAUGUCGGCAGCCAGUCAUUGACUGUCUGCACCCUGUCGACGAAAUGGGCCUUGCCGUAAGCGAUACGCUCGCCGCAGCCGUCAAGGAAAUGGGCGAGUGCGAAAAGCAACUACGCCAUGCCAGCUUUUACGGCUGGCGCUGGACCGAAACUAUCGUCAGUGCCUACCAUUCUCGUAUCGAUGUAGCCAACCGUAUAAACAGUAUCCAGAGCCAAUUGCAGGCUGCACAACACCCGCGAAACACGGUUCAACUCAAAGCCAUGACCGAAGUGCUUCGGCGCCUUGAUUACAUCGACAAAGACGACGUUAUUACCUACAAAGGAAGAGCCUGCUGUGAUCUGUCCGCAGUGGACACCCUCAUCAUGGGUGAACUGCUCUUUAACUUCAAGGACAUGGUCGGCCUCUCCUCCGACUACCUCUGCGCCAUGAUGUCCUGUCUCGUGCAUGAAGAACCAGUCAAGACUGUGACGCAUCUGGACGACCCAAAACUGCAAACCGUCUACGACGAGGUACUCGCCACCGCACGGAAAAUUGCGGAAACCUCCGUCAAGUGCGGCAUCGAUAUCGACCCUCUCGCCUACGUCCAAAAAUUCACACCAGCUCUCAUGGUCCCCGCCCGAGACUGGGUCCGAAACCGGCCAUUCGGCGAAAUCAUGAGAGAACAUCCAGACCUCUACGAAGGCUCUGUCGUACGCUCCUUCAGACGAUUGGAAGAAGCGCUUCGGGAGUGCGCAGCCUGCGCACACGCUAUGGGCUCCGAAACCCUUGAAGAACUCUUCCUCGUCGCCAUCAAAAACCACCGCAAAGGAAUUGUCUUCCAAGCUUCACUCUAUCUAUAG